AUGAAAUUCCAAAAUCCAGCAGAGGAAUCGGCAAUGCCGACGUAUCGCAUAAUGGAUGCUGAUGGGAAGAUCGUGGACAAUACAAGAGAUCCUCAAUCUGCAUCUGAUGAAGAGGUGAUCGGCUGGUAUAAAAACAUGCUGACUGUGAGCAUCUUGGACCUAAUUAUGUUCGACGCGCAACGACAAGGCCGAACGAGCUUCUACAUGGUGUCUGCUGGAGAAGAAGGAGUAGCGGUGGGAUCAGCAUCCGCUCUCACUCCAGACGAUGUCUGCUUUCUGCAGUAUCGUGAACAAGGUGUUCUGAUUCAACGAGGCUUUACUUUGAAGGAAAUGAUGAGCCAACUUUUUGCCAACAAGGACGACUAUGGAAAGGGCCGAAACAUGCCAGUCCAUUACGGUAGUGAGAAGCUCAACGUGCACACUAUCUCCAGCCCGUUGGCUACUCAGAUUCCGCAAGCUUCAGGCGCUGCAUAUGCACUUAAAAUGCAACGACUGAUCAACCCAAACACACCGGAAAGAGUGGUGGCAUGUUAUUUUGGGGAGGGGGCCGCCAGCGAAGGAGACUUUCAUGCAGCGUUGAAUAUGGCAGCGACCAAAUCUUGCCCUAUUGUUUUUGUAUGCCGAAACAAUGGCUUCGCUAUUUCAACUGCCAGUAUCGAGCAGUACAAGGGGGAUGGCAUUGCAAGCCGAGGUUUAGGAUAUGGGAUCGAUACCAUCCGUGUUGAUGGGAAUGAUAUCUUUGCCGUCCGAGAAGUCAUGCGCGAGGCAAGGAAGCUCGCACUUCAGGGAGAUUGCAGACCGGUGUUGGUAGAGGCAAUGAGCUACCGAGUCAGUCAUCAUAGCACUAGUGAUGACAGUUUCGCAUAUCGAGCCAAACGGGAGGUUGAGGAAUGGAAACGUCGAGAUAAUCCCAUCACUCGUCUCCGCAAAUGGAUGGAAAACAAAGGCAUCUGGAACGAAGACAAAGAGAAGGAGGCAAGAGCAGCAAUACGAAAGAAAGUGCUACAAGAAUUCUCAGCGGCCGAGAAAGUCAAGAAACCUCCUAUACGAGCAAUGUUUGAAGAUGUGUACGAAGAGAUUACACCAGAAGCGAGGGCUCAGAUGAAGGAGCUCAAACGACUCAUCGAGACCUAUCCAAAAGAGUACGACGUGUCUCAAUUUGAAGGAGGCAGUAAGAGUCUAGAAUGA
Exophiala aquamarina CBS 119918 is the source of this 1188-nucleotide messenger RNA. RefSeq names its product 2-oxoisovalerate dehydrogenase E1 component, alpha subunit. The record is from RefSeq and is a predicted model, not a curated record. The coding region runs from base 1 to 1188 and encodes 395 amino acids. Gene Ontology annotation, biological process: branched-chain amino acid catabolic process. The transcript has a single exon. Lineage: Eukaryota; Fungi; Ascomycota; Eurotiomycetes; Chaetothyriales; Herpotrichiellaceae. Gene Ontology annotation, molecular function: oxidoreductase activity, acting on the aldehyde or oxo group of donors, disulfide as acceptor.